AAGUGUCCAGACUGGAAGGGGGGGGAAAGUGUCCAGACUGGAAGGGGGGGAAAGUGUCCGGACUGGAAGGGGGGGAAAGUGUCCAGACUGGAAGGGGGGAAAGUGUCCAGACUGGAAGGGGGGGAAAGUGUCCGGACUGGAAGGGGGGGAAAGUGUCCGGACUGGAAGGGGGGGAAAGUGUCCGGACUGGAAGGGGGGGGAAAGUGUCCAGACUGGAAGGGGGGGAAAGUGUCCGGACUGGAAGGGGGUGAAAGUGUCCAGACUGGAAGGGGGGGAAAGUGUCCAGACUGGAAGGGGGGGAAAGUGUCCAGA
Staurois parvus is the source of this 312-nucleotide messenger RNA. NCBI's taxonomy places the organism in Eukaryota, Metazoa, Chordata, Amphibia, Anura, Ranidae. The record is from the annotation of a GenBank genome assembly.